This is a messenger RNA of Tetrahymena thermophila SB210, 633 nucleotides long. Its product is annotated as transmembrane protein, putative. Lineage: Eukaryota; Ciliophora; Oligohymenophorea; Hymenostomatida; Tetrahymenidae. The record is from RefSeq and is a predicted model, not a curated record. The transcript has 2 exons.
AUGUUUUCGAAAACAAAUUUAAUAAGAUUUUAUUAAAAGAAACAUGGAUGGUAAUUAUCCUAUUUUCUCAAGAAAUUUAAGUAAAAUCAUCAAAUACUAAAAUAAUUUUGGUACCAUCCUCUUAAAAUUCAGAGCAAACAUGGGAAUAUUACAUUCUAGCACGCUAUGAGUCUGUUAGUGGUAUAUAGCAUAUUGUUAAGUAAACGGCCAUCAUGUCUUGAGAAUCUUCUAAAGUAUAUUUUAGAUAUGACUUAUAAAUCGAACAUUUUUCUUAGUCUUAGGCCAAAAACACUUCAGAAAUAUCUUCCACAUUAUCAGCUGAGUAUGUUUCGACUAAUUCAUGCUCAUUUUUAGAUCCAGGCUCAAUUUUAAAGACUUAUAUUAUUUCAAAUUUAACAUCUGUUAUUGUACCAUAGGUUUUCUUAUUUACUAAUAAUGAUUUAUUUCUUAAUAUUUUUGACUCAACAAGAUUCAGAAUACAUAAAAAACAAGAAGUAAGUAUUAAUUUUGUUAAGAAAGACAUUAUUUAAUUAUUAUGUUAUUUUCUUUUUUUCUUCUUCUUAAAUUAGUUAUUUUCAAUUUUUUUUACUUAAAAUUGAUUAUAUCUUUUCAAAAUCAAAAAUAACUUUUUGA